CCGAGCCUGAGUAGAGGGGCACAUGUGGACGGAGCGUGGAGCCGAAUGAGGGUCCCGGCUGGGGAGGGGCGUGGAGAGUCAGAGGUCAUGGACCGGCGCCCAGCCGCUUGGAUGCAGUUAGUUGAAGGCUUUUCGCUGUGCCGAGACGCCGUCUGGUGUGGCAUCUCGGGGGGCGGGGAUGCUCUCGUUCCUGAGCCUGACGGAGCCUCUAACUGCAGCUUUAGGGCUUUGGGGAGCCUGGGUCGAGUCCUGCGGGCAUCCCGUCCGCCCCCCUGCCUUCAUUCAGGGCUGGGCCUCGGAAGGGUUUUGCUCACCCCUUCCCUCUGCUUAUCUCGCCUGCCCCCAGGGACAUCUUGGGUGCAGACUACAGUCAAUAAGUGAAGGAGCCUCCUGAUCCUGGCCUGGAUACCAGCACUUACUAGAGUGGAGUUCACGUUGCACGUCUACCUGCAACACUGACGAGGAAGCUGGAAACUACACAACUGCAAAAUCUCCCAGCGCCAAAGCAGCCCCUGAACUGGUCUGGUUCCCCAGAGCUGGUGGGACAGAGAACGCCCCUCCCUAAGUCCAACCUGCCAAUGGAACUGACUCUUGAACUGUUCCCUCUCAGCAGAUGGGAUUCUCCUAGUUUGAUUGCCUACAAUGAACAUAUGUUACUUUUGUAAUCAGAAGAAAAAGGGCUUCCAAGGCGAGUCACGGAGUCCCUUUCGCCGGAAGCGGAAGUGCGUGUCGGCGGGAUCAUGGCGACGUUUGCGGACUUGCCGGACUCUGUCCUGUUGGAGAUCUUCUCUUACCUCCCGGUUCGGGACAGGAUCCGCAUCUCCAGGGUCUGUCACCGCUGGAAGAGGCUGGUGGACGACCGGUGGCUGUGGCGACAUGUCGACCUGACGCUCUACACGAUGCGGCCUAAAGUCAUGUGGCACCUCCUUCGCCGGUACAUGGCAUCCCGGCUCCAUUCCCUGCGGAUGGGCGGCUACCUGUUCUCGGGCUCCCAGGCUCCCCAGCUGUCCCCCGCCCUGAUGAGGGCCCUGGGCCAGAAGUGCCCCAACCUCAAGCGCCUCUGCCUGCACGUGGCCAACCUGAGCAUGGUGCCCAUCACCAGCCUCCCCUGCACCCUGAGGACCCUGGAGCUGCACAGCUGUGAGAUCUCCAUGGCCUGGCUCCUCAAAGAGCAGGACCCCACCGUGCUGCCCCUGCUCGAGUGCAUCGUGCUGGACCGCGUCCCCGCCUUCCGCGACGAGCACCUGCAGGGCCUGACGCGCUUCCGCGCGCUGCGCUCGCUGGUGCUGGGCGGCACCUACCGGGUGACCGAGACCGGGCUGGAUAUGGGCCUGCAGGAGCUGAGCUACCUGCAGAGGCUGGAGGUGCUGGGCUGCACCCUCUCGGCCGACAGCACCCUCCUGGCCGUCAGCCGCCACCUCCGAGAUGUGCGGAAGAUCCGGCUGACCGUGAGGGGCCUCUCGGCCCCUGGCCUGUCGGUCCUGGAGGGCAUGCCGGCCCUGGAGAGUCUGUGCCUGCUGGGGCCGCUCAUCACCCCAGAAAUGCCUUCCCCGCAUGAAAUCCUCUCUUCCUGCCUCACCAUGCCCAAGCUCAGGGUCCUUGAGCUGCAGGGGCUGGGCUGGGAGGGUCAGGAGGCGGAGAGGAUCCUGUCUAAGGGGCUACCCCACUGUAUGGUCAUUGUCAGGGCCUGCCCCAAAGAGUCCAUGGACUGGUGGAUGUGACCGUGCCAGCCGACCCUGAGACCCCUCUCAGCUUUUAUUAAUGAGUCCCAGACCCUCUGAGCAGCACCUUACCAUGGGCAGGUAAUCAGGCUGGAGAGGUAUGAAGGCCACAGGUAGGGAGAACCCAAGCCUUGGCUCCUUCAGAUCAUUGGAAUCAUGGUUUGCCAGCUGUGUGGCCUCUGUGACAUCAGCCAGCCUCUUGGAGGCCCUGUCCUCACCUCCAGAAAUGAGGAAGACCAUAGCUACCUCUCGGUUAUGUUGCAAAGCCUUACUCUUUACUACCAGCCCUGAGGUCCGAGAAGGUCCUCGAUGAAGAGCCAUUCUCAGGAACAGGACAGAUGUGGAAGGGUGGGUUAGGAGUUAGGGAGACCUGAGGGGCCAAGGCCCCUUAGGAAGCCUAGAAGGGCCGUCAACGCACGUGCACCAGCACACUGACACAUCAUUGACAUGCCGACACACCACUGACACGCCGACACACCAUUGAUAGUCCUACAUGCACGCAGGAGACACGGAGAGAAGGGCAGAUACAACUCAUGCUUUGAUGAUCGAAAUGUUAAUAAAGGUUCUCAGUUGUCCUUUCAGUAUUUUGUAUUCUGGAUUUUCCAAGUUUUCCACAAUAUAUAUUAUUUUGCUAUUAAAGAAAAAUCAUCAUGUUUUUCAAAAAAGCAUUUGGUUUAUUCAUUCAACAAAUGUGUCUUCAGCCUCCGCUCUUUUGCAAGCAUGGUUCUAGGCACUGGGACCACAGCAGUGAACAAAACACACAAGGAAGAAGGCAGGAUGAUAAACAGGUGAACACAUGCAUGGAACAGUUUCAGAGACUCUGAGACAAUAAACCAGGGCCACGUGAUGGAGGCACACGUGUUUGGUUGAGUGGGCAGGGUGGGCCUCUCUGAGCCGAGAGCUGAGAGGUGAGGAACCAGCCCCGGGAAGUGCUGGGGAAGACAGAAAAGGCAAAGACUUGAGAUGGGAGUGAGCUUGGCAAUUUCCAGGGAUGGGAAGAAGGUCCAAGUGGCCGAGGGAACAAGGGGUGAG
Molecule: messenger RNA, 2753 nt
Organism: Balaenoptera musculus (blue whale)
Lineage: Eukaryota; Metazoa; Chordata; Mammalia; Artiodactyla; Balaenopteridae
Gene: FBXL12
Product: F-box and leucine rich repeat protein 12
Exons: 6
Coding region: 741-1721 (326 amino acids)
Biological process (GO): positive regulation of protein ubiquitination; SCF-dependent proteasomal ubiquitin-dependent protein catabolic process
Cellular component (GO): SCF ubiquitin ligase complex
Molecular function (GO): protein binding
Source: RefSeq, a predicted model, not a curated record